Messenger RNA from Ceratotherium simum simum (southern white rhinoceros), 1690 nucleotides. RefSeq names its product ring finger protein 223 (gene RNF223). Gene Ontology annotation, molecular function: ubiquitin protein ligase activity. Lineage: Eukaryota; Metazoa; Chordata; Mammalia; Perissodactyla; Rhinocerotidae. The record is from RefSeq and is a predicted model, not a curated record. Gene Ontology annotation, biological process: protein ubiquitination.
AUGGGGGUGGGCUUGGUGAGAGCACAGGUCGGGGGUGACAGGCUGAGCUGGAAUUGUGGGGGCUCCUCGGAGGGGCCCCUCUGGGAGGCCCACCCAGGAGCUCAGGUGCCACCAGGGCCUUGAACGGGGUCAGUGAGCAGGUCUGUUUCCAGAGGGGCUGCUCCAGCAUCCCAGGGCCACGGGGGGAGGUGUUAUCCAGGUGUCCACCUCCCCCAGACCUGCCCAGGCUGUGGAGGCCUACACUGACCCCAGCCCCACCCCAGGCUCUGACUUCUCACCUCGAACUCCCCGCCCUUCACUGCCUAGCCUGCCCGGGAGAGGACAGGAGGCCAGCCAAUCCCAGAGGCCCCAUGCCACGCCCCUGGCCAGCACGCCUGAGAGCGUAUAAAGACACCUGCCAGGAGCCCAGCCCAGAGAACUCACCCCUGCUCGGGACAGCGCUCCGCACCUGGAAGAGCACAUACGUCCCCUGUAUCCCACCUGCCUGGACAGAGCAGAGGGCGCACCUGCCAGACCAGUGCCACUGGGACAGCUGCUGGCAGCCAGUCCCGCAGAGGGACACCUGCCAGGUGGAGCACAGGCCAGCCGGCCCGGAGGAGAAGGAGUGGACGCUGCUGGAGCAGGAGAGCUCCGAGCUUCGAAGCCUGGCUGUGGCCAGCCCGGAGGAUCAUGCCCAGGCUCUGCUGACCCCUGGCCACCAGCUCAGAGCCAUGUCAUCAGGCCAGCAGGUGUGGCACACGGCCAUGCCACCCUCCAGCCGGGGCAGCCCCACAGGCACAGUGCCCAGGUCCCCCAGCUCGGCCAGUGGCCCCAGGACACCCGGCUCGGCCAGUGGCCCCAGGUCCCCUAGCACCCCUGGCUCAGAGAAGGUGGCCUCCCCGCUAGAGUGCUCCAUCUGCUUCUCGGGUUAUGACAACAUCUUCAAGACACCCAAGGAGCUCUCCUGCACCCAUGUCUUCUGCCUGGAGUGCCUGGCAAGGCUGGCAGCUGCCCAGCCAACAGGCCAGCCUGGCUGCGAAGCUGUGCCCUGCCCGUUCUGCCGGCAGCCCACAGCCGUGCCCAACGCCGGGGCCCCUGCGCUGCGCACCAGCCGCCAGCUGCAGGCCAGGAUGCCAGCUCACUUGAGGCAGGAGGAGCCCGUGUGGCUGGAGGGCACCAGGCUGUGCUGCCGCCCAGUGCCCUCUGCGCCUGGCCUUGCGGCCCCUGGCUUCGUGUGUGUGGAUGUGGGCCUGAGCAAGCCUGCUGAGCCCACGGCGCCCCCAACAACCCCAGGGUCCGCCCACCCCCGGGGCCGCCCGGCCCGCUGCUGGGCGGGCUGCCAGGCCUGGAGGCGUGUGACACUCAUCGUGGUCCUGCUGCUCCUGCUUUUCUGCGUGGCACUCUGGCCCGUGCAGUGCGUGCUCAAGACCGGGAAUCUGCGCUGCCUCCCCCGGGCCCCCGCCGCCACCGCCGCCGCCACCACCUUCUCCCUUGGGCCCCUGGCUGACAACUAGGGCCAGCCAUCCUGCCCAGCUCCACGCGUGGAGCCCACAGCCAGGGACACGGGGUGCAGCAGCUGUUGGGAGUUGGUCUCCAGGACCCCAGAGGAGCCCCAACAUGUCUGAGGACCGCAGACUCCAUUCAGCUCGCCUGCCGUCCCCCUGGGGCUGGGUCCUGAUGGGGUAUACAAAAGUGUCCCCAAAGCCUCCAA